Trichomonas vaginalis G3 is the source of this 2304-nucleotide messenger RNA. Its product is annotated as armadillo (ARM) repeat-containing protein family. Lineage: Eukaryota; Parabasalia; Trichomonadida; Trichomonadidae. The transcript has a single exon. The record is from RefSeq and is a predicted model, not a curated record. The coding region runs from base 1 to 2304 and encodes 767 amino acids.
AUGAAAGAAUUGUUUGACGUACUUGAAGCUUACUUUACUAAUCCAACAGGGGAUAAUCUGAUAGAUGAGAAGGUAUGGAAGCUUCUUAUUGACAUUGCAGACAACGAUGAGAAGCACAUUUACUUAUUUUACGACAUUUUAAAUAAAUUCGCAUCAAUAUCCACAAAAUUCACAACAGAAUCAUAUCCAUGCAUUACAGAUAAAGUUACUGCACUGCAAAAUCAACAAAAUUCAUUCGAAGAAAAAUUAAAAAUUGCAAAAUCUCUUUGCUUAACAUUCCAAUACAUUAAGUCAGAUGUUGCAACAGAGAUUUUGAAGCAAAUUACAGAGCUUGCAUCAAUUGAAUUGAACAACGGAGCUAAAGUUCCAGAAAAGGUUGUGUCUCUGGUAGAUUUAAUUAAAGCUGAUGAUGUAAUGAACGAGACAUUAACAUUAUACUUCGAUUAUGUCAAUACAACACAAACAACCGCUUCAAUUUUCGUUUUUGCACCACUUGCAAUCACAAUUUUACAAAUGGUACCUUCUUCAUAUGAUGCAACACCAGAAAUCAUUCAAAAACUACUUAAUGGUGAUGACUCAUCGAUUAUUUCAGCUUUAUUCUUAGUUGAUAGAAUAUCAGAUUAUAAUUACACGUCUGAAGUGUUUGAAAACAUAUUACCAUUCUUAACAUACAAUAAUGAUGAUAUCUGCAGACUCGCAAGUAGAGCAACUCGUUCUUUAGUUGGAUCUGGAAUUUUUGAUUCGAAUUUCAUCAUUCCAGCAGCAAUGGACAUGUUAGAAGAGUACAAACCAUCGAAUGUUCGCUAUUUCGCUAAGCUUGUCAACAAAAUCAUCGAAAUGGAUGAAGAUUUUCCAGAUUUACUUGCAGAUACGUUCCUAAAUUCAAUAGAAAGCUUUGUCAAGCAUCCAGAAGGCAAUUUCAAGGCAGCCUACAUCGAUAUCUUCUGCACAAUCGCUUCAAGAUGUCCAAAUUCAGCAACUGCAAAAUCAAAUUUGGCCCACGAAGCUGCAAAAGAGUUAUUGAAUACCCCAGACUAUAUAGAUAUCAUUGGUGCUUACGUUAUCGCUGUAAUUAAAUGCAUUCCUCAGUUUAUUGAAGAUAUCUCAAAAAAUUUCCUUCCAAAGUUAAUUUCCUACCUCGAUUCCGAUGUUUCCAUCAAACUUAAGCUCAAAGCCGCCGAAUCCCUUGCUGUUUCCGCCAAAGAAAGCAAAUUAUCUCCAGAUAAUUUUGAAAUUCUUUUCCAAUUUGUUCUGAAUUCGCUCAAAAUAGUAUCAGGAACCAAGGUUUUCUAUGCCUGUUCACCUGUUUCAGAGAUUUUAUCCAUUCUCUCUGAAAACCAAGCAAAACAAGCAUUUAAUGGCCUUAGAAACCUUGUUUUACGUGAAAGUGGCUGCAAUGAAACAGAUGCUGUUUACAGUGUCAUGAGUCUUUUCUUCGAAAACAACAAAGUUCCAAGUAGUUUUGUUUUCGAUUCAGUCAAAGACAUCAUUUCAGGAAACAUUGGAUAUUUGAGUGGAAUUUCUCCUGUUGAAUGUCGUGAUGACACAACAACAAUCUUCCAUUAUAUCAGUGAAAGUGUUAAAUAUUAUCCAGAACUACAGAAAGAUAUAUUAACAUUUUUCCUUGCAUCAAUCAAGAUAUGCAAAGAAUAUAUCUUUCCAUCAGUUCUUGAUAUCCUUAAAGGAAUCACUUUCGAUGAUGAAACAUCUAAAUUAAUAUUUAACACACUUAUCGAAAGAGUUUCACAUCUCAAACGAAACAGCGAAGAUUGUAUUUGUUCGUCAAUGGAAGCAUUUUUCAUUUUGAUGCAGAACUCACCAAAUGUUUUCGAUGCACAAUUGACAGUUGAUGUCAUUUCAUCGAUUGUCUUUGCAGAGAGUGAAGAAGAAGAAGAGAUUCUUGAUGAAAGUUACGCAUUCGCAGCAAUGGUCAGACUUUUCUUCUCUAUUUGUUCUUCAUCUGUUCAAUUUGAUGCAAAUCACGAUCUUUUCAAUGAUUACUUGUCUCUCCUUCCUUUCGAUGAUAGUUUGGAAGGCUCGAUGAUCCCUAUUUAUGAUGCAUUGUCAGACAUCAUUGUCAAACAAGAAUAUUCAUUUGCAUCACUUAAUAUAGCACGAAUUCUCAGUGAUCCAAUCCUUCUGCCACAGAAAGAAAGAUUGGAAAUCGGCAUCGAACAGUCAUUAUAUGACAAGAUGAGAAACAGUCUUAAAACAGCUAUCAGAUCUGUUAAAGGACUGGAACGAAACCUCACUAAAGGAUGGUCUCGCUCUAAUUUGAAUAGACUUUCUUCUGCUCUUAAAUAA